This is a messenger RNA of Macrobrachium nipponense, 2034 nucleotides long. RefSeq names its product GATA zinc finger domain-containing protein 14-like. The transcript is spliced from 6 exons. The record is from RefSeq and is a predicted model, not a curated record. Lineage: Eukaryota; Metazoa; Arthropoda; Malacostraca; Decapoda; Palaemonidae. The coding region runs from base 1 to 2034 and encodes 677 amino acids. Gene Ontology annotation, cellular component: extracellular matrix.
AUGAAAAUGGUGAACGUUUCCAGAACCAGCAGUCAAACAGGAAUUACUUCCAGGACCAACAGUCUAAUAGGGACAACUUCCAGAACCAACAGUACUACAGACAAAAUUCCCAGAAUCAAAACGGAAAUGAUCUCCAGUUCAAGAACAAUGAUAGGAAUGACUAUUCCAGUCAACGUUAUGGAUCCAACAGCAAUUACUUCAACAAUGAUCAGUACAAUUCCCAAAGGAGUUUGUAUUCCAGGGAUUCAAACAACUUCCAGUCCUUUGCUCAACGUUAUGGAAACACAAACAAACAGAAUUAUAACCAGUACAACACCAAUUACAAUAACAACCAGCAAUACUCAACUCCAGAGAAAUAACAACUACAACAGUACAAACGAGGACACAUCACAAUACACCUCAGGUAGAUAUGGCAACAACUAUUACAACUCUCAGGAACAGAACAGCAAAGACAACAGACACAACAACAACAAUAACUGGAACAGAGAUUCAAACUACAGCAACAGCCCUGACUACUACCAGAGGUCACAACAGUACCAACAAGUAAAUCAGUUCCAGAGGUCACAGUACAACAGAGAAGGUCAGUACCAGGGUUCCCGGUUCUCACAGAACCAGCAGAGAAGCCUGACCCAGCAGAACUCAAGGCAGAACUCCCAGUUCUACUCUCGCCAGAACUUCCAGAAUCAGAACAGACGGACGACGACGAUGCAGCCCCUUCUGAUCCUGUUAGUCUGUGUGGGCGUGGCCCUCCUGCCAGGAUGGGUCUACAUCCUGGAUUCCAGAGGCGUCGACGCCCAGCAGGGGCUCCAUUCCAGCGCGACAGCUCUACGACAAACUACGAGGCCUUCUCAGACGCCUUUCAGGCGACGAUCUCAGGAGAUGGCCAGGGAGUACAGCUUGGACCAGACCGUCUACAACGACCCUAACCCCGAGUACACCUGGGCUUAUGCCGUCGACGCCAAAUCCACCGGGGACAUGAAGUCUGCCAGAGAGGAGCGUCGAGGGGACGUCGUUGUGGGUCAGUAUUCUGUCAUGGACCCUGAUGGCACUCUGCGCCACAGUCGACUACUCGGUCGCUCCAGGCAGCAGUACAACCAGAAUCAACAAUCGUACAGGAAUCAAAACCAGGAAUCUCGACCCCUGAAUCAGAGGAACGACAGGAAUGAUUACCAAAAUCAGUUCCAGAACCAGCAAUACAGAUAUGAAAAUGGUGAACGUUUCCAGAACCAGCAGUCAAACAGGAAUUAUUUCCAGAGUCAGCAAAACUACAGACAGAAUUCCCAGAAUCAAAACAGGAAUGAUCUUCAGUUCAGGAACAAUGAUGGGAAUGACUAUUCCAAUCAACGUUAUGGAUCCAACAGCAAUUACUUCAACAACGAUCAGUACAAUUCCCAAAGGAGUUUGUAUUCCAGGGAUUCAAAUAACUUCCAGUCAUUUGCUCAACGUUAUGGAAGCACAAACAGUCAAAAGUACAACCAGUAUAGUUCUACUUACAAUAACAACCAGCAAUCUCAACUCCAGAGAAAUAACAAUUACAACCAGUACAACAGAGACUCAUCACAAUACACUUCAGGUAGAUAUGGCAACAACUAUUACAACUCUCAGGAACAGAACAGCAGAUACAACCUGAACAACCAGAACAGAAACAACCAAUACAACCGAAAUCAGAAUGAAAACCAGUAUUACAGAAUCCAGCAGAGGAACAACCAGAAACAACAGUACAAUAACAACAACAACAAUAACUGGAACAGAGAUUCAAACUACAACAACAACCCUGACUACUACCAGAGGUCACAACAGUACCAACAAGGAAAUCAGUUCCAGAGGUCACAAUACAACAGAGAAGGUCAGUUCCAGAGGUCACAGUACAACAGAGAAGAUCAGUACCAGGGUUCUGGCUUCCCACAGAACCAGCAGAGAAGCCUGACCCAGCAGAACUCAAGACAGAACUCCCAGUUCUACUCUCGCCAGAACUUCCAGAAUCAGAAUAGGUACAGCCAGAACUACUCUCCCAUCAGUGUGGUUCUAGCCUGA